Penicillium egyptiacum is the source of this 462-nucleotide messenger RNA. The record is from the annotation of a GenBank genome assembly. NCBI's taxonomy places the organism in Eukaryota, Fungi, Ascomycota, Eurotiomycetes, Eurotiales, Aspergillaceae.
AUGUUGGAAGUGAAGCAACAUAUCUUCGUCAUAAUUCUUAUGCUUACAAUGGCAAUUCUGGAGGACGCAUUCAAAAGUAACGUUCGUUCCCUCGAGGAGAUUUUCAGAACCCGUGUAUCCCACCCGCAUCGCUCCGUAAAACUGGAUUUCAAACAAGAGAAACUCAACCUGCCUAUCUGCCGCCAACCAAUUUCAACCUCUUCCGGGAUGAGUACUCAUGGCAUAAAGCCCCUCAAGUACCACACCUAUCUUUAUUUUCUUAAGCGGCUAAGCUUAGCCGCCGGGAUGAUUCGGGCUAUAAAACCUUACGAUCUCCGGCGUGGUACUGGUGAGGCAGUCGACAGUGAUGGGCCACGUCUAUGCCAGCACCUUUCAGAGACAUAUGAAUCGACGUGCCUAGGCCUAUAUUUAAGCCGCAUUUCUCGGAAUACCUUCGGAAGAUGUAUUAAUGAAGAUUCUUAG